CCGACUAGAUUGUUCAUUCCAAUUGCGGUAUUGCGCUCCUCAAAAAAUCUGUCAGCAUUUUUGAAGCUGUGUUUAUUAAAGUUAAUCUGCGGUCCUGCUUAAGAAAGUCCGAAGUCAAACGUAGUGUUUCAAUUUCCCCCCAUAUACAAAAUUUCAUUCACCUAAUUUACGUGCGCAUUUCAUCUGCGGUAAUUAUUGUCUCAUAUUUAUCUUAAAAAAUUGUGAACCUACCCUGGAAAUAUCGUGUUACAAUAAUUACUGUUAUAAAACCUUACGAUUCACCUUGUUGAAAACGUGGGAAAACUGAAAAACUUAUCCGACUCAUGACUCUGAUCUUGCAUACAACGGCAGUAUUAGAUCACCCGAUAAUAUAUCCUGAAACGUAUGGGAUAUUCCGUUAAAUUUCGAGUUAACAGCAAAUUCUUAUGAAGAAAAAAUGCCUCCAAGACGCGUUAGUGAUCAUUUUAUCAAAGGUAAAUGUAAUUUCAUCACAUAAGGUAAUUAUGAAGAGCGUAUUGAAAAAACGGCAAUUUAAGAGAUGCUGUUGCUGAAAUUUCACUUUGGGGGGCUCAAGUCCUUUAUUCGAUUAAAUUUCAUACUUUCAUCUAAGGACCCCGGACGUUACAUUCCACCCUCGCCCUCAUCAUGGAAGAACCAUUCAGAAUCGAAAACGACUGGCACUGCAAGCUACUCAUGUUCUUCUUACGACUGCAUGGUCUUCAUUUUAUAUACUUCGGAGAGGGGCUGCUCAGUAGAUCCGUGCUCUACAUCCGGUCAGCCAUCAUUGGACUUCAGUGUUUCUUCUUACUCCACAGCCUGGCCAGCAUCCUCAUGCACAUCACCCAAGAGACUCCUGUCCAAGUGCGGGUGCUCAGUCACUACUCACAGUAUGUGGGCGUUUCCCUGUACAGCGCCUGCAGGAACUACUCGCUGUUGAGCCGAAGGGUGGAUAUCGCCUAUCUGCUCAAAGACAGUUGCCGGGUGAGGCUCCAUUCGGCCGAAAUUGACAUAGCUCCGUUCUGGCGUAAACACACACUCACGCUGUCUAUCUUCUGGAUCGGAUAUAUGCUCACAGCUAACAUGGUUGGGGUUGGGCUCCUUGGGGUCGUAUCGCCUUUUUUGAGGUUUGUGGUGAGGCAGGAGAAACCAACAUUCAUACUGCGGCGCGUGUGGUAUCCAAAGUGGGUCUACUCGUCACCCAUGUUGUGCUGGUGUCUGGCGAUCUACGAGGGGCUCCUCAUAUUCGACACAAGCCUUGCACUACUCAUGCCCGACAUGCUUUACUUGUACUUAGCACACACGACCGUUGUGAAGUUGGAGGCCCUUGGCCAGUUCUUCGCCGACAGCUUCGAAAAGACUGGAAGGGAGAGCAACUCUUCGGGCCUUACGAGAGCAUCGGUGAAUGAAAAUAAUGAAUAUCCGCACGUUGAAUUUACAGGUAAUCGAGAAAAAGGUCACGAGCACAAAAUGGAGGCUUUUAAGAAGGGCAUCGUUGAUUGGCACAUUCUUCGGCGUGAAUCGCACCUUAUAAACAGUGUCUACACAACGAAUGCUGCGUGGGCUGUUAUGGUAGGAGUCUCCAACAAUACUCUGAUGUCUUACUUAGCUGUCACGGAGUUGAUGAGUUCUGGUGCAAGUAUCCGAACGCUUAUCCAUGGUGUGAUAUUUUUUUACCACGCGUUUACUGGUACGUUCAUGAUGUACUCAACGAGUUACGCCGCCACCUUACUUCGGGAGGCGCAUGUAAAUCUGAGACAUUCUCUUUACCGAUGCGACUGGUUCUCAGAGAACUUGGAAUUCAAGAAACUUUUCCUCUGUUUCAAUUUGCCGAUGUUCUGCCCUGUUCAGAUUACAGUUCUUCGGGUUCAGCCUUACAAUCUCGAAACUUUUUCGCUGAAUCUUUCAAGAGCGUUUUCCUACGUACGGUUUCUCCUGCAACUUUCUAGGACCAGUUAAGGAUUUCAACAGUUUCGAGAUACCUCUGUGAAAUUUGACUGCUUGACCAAAUUGCCAGUAUGACAUCGA
This is a messenger RNA of Bemisia tabaci, 2025 nucleotides long. RefSeq lists its product as uncharacterized. Gene Ontology annotation, cellular component: membrane. Lineage: Eukaryota; Metazoa; Arthropoda; Insecta; Hemiptera; Aleyrodidae. Gene Ontology annotation, biological process: sensory perception of smell. Gene Ontology annotation, molecular function: olfactory receptor activity; odorant binding. The record is from RefSeq and is a predicted model, not a curated record.